Messenger RNA from Lipotes vexillifer (Yangtze River dolphin), 643 nucleotides. RefSeq names its product derlin 3 (gene DERL3). The record is from RefSeq and is a predicted model, not a curated record. NCBI's taxonomy places the organism in Eukaryota, Metazoa, Chordata, Mammalia, Artiodactyla, Lipotidae. The transcript is spliced from 6 exons. The coding region runs from base 26 to 643 and encodes 205 amino acids.
GGCCACACGUUCCUGAGAAGGUUCAAUGGCGUGGCAGGGGAUGGCGACCGAGUUCCUGCAGGUGCCGGCGGUGACGCGGACCUACACCGCAGCCUGCGUCCUCACCACCGCCGCCGUGCAGCUGGAGCUCCUCAGCCCUUUCCAGCUCUACUUCAAUCCGCACCUCGUGUUCCGGAAGUUCCAGGUCUGGAGGCUCGUCACCAACUUCCUCUUCUUCGGGCCCCUGGGAUUCAGCUUCUUCUUCAACAUGCUCUUCGUGUUUCGCUACUGCCGUCUGCUGGAGGAGGGUUCCUUCCGCGGCCGCACGGCCGACUUCGUCUUCAUGUUUCUCUUCGGGGGUGUCCUUAUGAUCCUGCUGGGGCUGCUGGGCAGCCUCUUCUUCCUGGGCCAGGCCCUCACAGCCAUGCUGGUAUACGUAUGGAGCCGCCGCAGCCCCCGCGUGAGGGUCAACUUCUUUGGCCUCCUCACCUUCCAGGCGCCAUUCCUGCCCUGGGCGCUCAUGGGCUUCUCCAUGCUGCUGGGCAACUCAAUCCUCGUGGACCUCCUGGGGAUUGUUGUGGGCCACAUCUACUACUUCCUGGAGGAUGUCUUCCCCAGCCAGCCUGGUGGCAAGAGGCUGCUGCUGACCCCGGGCUUCCUGUGA